Pyrus x bretschneideri (Chinese white pear) is the source of this 1800-nucleotide messenger RNA. Its product is annotated as O-glucosyltransferase rumi homolog. The transcript has 6 exons. The coding region runs from base 110 to 1630 and encodes 506 amino acids. Lineage: Eukaryota; Viridiplantae; Streptophyta; Magnoliopsida; Rosales; Rosaceae. The record is from RefSeq and is a predicted model, not a curated record.
CUACUUGUCAUCGUACGGAUCAGAUACGAUUUUUCUGUCAACCGGGUCAUAUAUUUAUAGCCAUUUGAGUUUUCAGACAAGGGCACUAUCUUUAUCUUGCGGCCAUUUCAUGGAGUCGCCUGCAAGAUUAUCUGCCAUCUUCCUCUUCCUCUUCGUCCUCGUCGGCGCGCUUGUUUGCACACGCUUGCUCAACUCCUCCACAGAGACUCUAAUUAGUACUACUACAUCUCAAGUACCUACAUUAACCACCAAAACAUCCCAAACAUACCCUAACAAAACCGGUCAAAUUCCCCAAAACCCCUCGAGCCAAUUGGAAAUCCCACUCAACUGCAGUGCCUACAACCUCACAACUACCUGCCCUUCGAACUACCCUACCACAUUCCACCCGGAGCAAGAUCCUGAUCGUCCAGCAUCGCCCACGUGUCCGGAAUACUUUCGUUGGAUACAUGAAGACCUACGGCCAUGGGCCCACACCGGGAUCACACGGGACAUGGUGGAGAGGGCUAAUCGGACGGCCAAUUUCAAGCUGGUGAUUGUGAAUGGCAAGGCUUACGUCGAGCAAUAUGAGAAGGCGUUUCAGACCAGAGAUACUUUUACAAUAUGGGGGAUCCUACAGUUGUUACGGAGGUACCCAGGGAAAGUGCCGGAUCUGGAGAUGAUGUUUGACUGCGUUGACUGGCCCGUCAUUUUGUCAGGGGAUUAUGACGGACCCAACUCUACUACUCCACCACCGUUGUUUCGCUACUGUGGGGAUGACAACACACUUGACGUUGUCUUCCCAGAUUGGUCCUUUUGGGGAUGGGCUGAAAUCAAUAUAAGGCCAUGGGAGAUUUUGCUAAAGAACCUAGAGGAAGGCAACAAGAGGAGCAAAUGGCUAGAUAGAGAACCUUAUGCUUAUUGGAAGGGAAAUCCAACUAUUGCUGAACACAGGCAAGAACUCAUGACAUGCAAUGUUUCUGACCAGUAUGAUUGGUAUGCUCGCCUUUAUGCUCAGGAUUGGUCUCGCGAAGCGCAGGAAGGGUUCAAGAGAUCCGAUUUAGCAAGCCAAUGCGUUCAUAGGUACAAGAUCUACAUAGAAGGCUCUGCUUGGUCUGUGAGUGAAAAGUACAUUCUUGCAUGUGAUUCUGUCACGUUGAUAGUAAAGCCCCGUUACUACGAUUUCUUCACGAGAACUUUGAUGCCGCUGCACCACUACUGGCCCAUAAAGUAUGAUGACAAGUGCAGAUCUAUCAAGUUUGCUGUUGAUUGGGGCAACAGUCACCAGAAAAAGGCGCAAGCAAUCGGAAAGGCAUCAAGUAAGUUAAUUCAAGAGGACUUGAAGAUGGACUAUGUGUAUGACUACAUGUUUCAUCUUUUAAACGAGUAUGCAAACCUCUUACAAUUCAAGCCUAGGAUACCUCAAAAAGCGAUUGAACUCUGCUCGGAGGCAAUGGCUUGCCAAGCAGAAGGGUUAGAAAAGAAAUUUAUGAUGGAAUCUUUGGUGAAGGGUCCUGCAGUCGGUGAACCUUGCAGCUUGCCUCCGCCUUAUGAUCCGGCGUCUCUUUUUGAAGUGCUUCGUACAAAAGAAAGUUCAAUCAAACAAGUAGAAACAUGGGAGAAGAAUUAUUGGAAGGAUCAUGAGCAGUCGUAGAGAGGGUUACAUAGAAACACAUACACAUAGAUAUAUAUAUGUACUGGUGUAUACAACUAGUUUUGAGUACUUACAACCUAGCCUGUCUUAUGAUUACUCCUUUCUAAAUAUUACUAGCAGAAAGAUUUUCCACUACAAGAACAACAACAAAGCCUGAUUCCAUAAGUGGA